This is a messenger RNA of Actinia tenebrosa (Australian red waratah sea anemone), 3252 nucleotides long. Its product is annotated as prostaglandin E synthase 2. Gene Ontology annotation, molecular function: prostaglandin-E synthase activity. Gene Ontology annotation, cellular component: mitochondrion. The record is from RefSeq and is a predicted model, not a curated record. Lineage: Eukaryota; Metazoa; Cnidaria; Anthozoa; Actiniaria; Actiniidae.
GGUCCCAGUAUUGCAUAACAAUCCAAGAUGGCUGCCAGUCGAAGUGUGUUUCGUCUGUCUUCGUCUUCUUUACGAGGGAUUUUAUUCCUGAGACAAGUUAAUUCUCAUGCAGUUAUUAAAACAGCUUCGAGACAAUUCCAUGGUUAUGCCAAAACGAAAGUCAAUAGUAGUCGAUUACUUGGUAUUGUUGGUAUUUUUGGAGGUGUUGGUGUUGGAACCUUGUUUGCCUUCAAAGAACAACAUGCCAGUGAGUUUACAAAUAACGUAGAAGACGAUAAACAACAACUGCCCAGUAGAUCCAAGGUUCCCUCUAUCACAUUAUAUCAAUAUCAAACAUGUCCAUUCUGCUGUAAAGUUCGCGCUUUCUUGGAGUAUUAUGGCCUUGAAUAUUCUAUUGUUGAAGUCAAUCCUUUAACUAGAAAAGAAAUCAAGUUCUCUCAUUACAAGAAGGUACCAAUCACAGUAGUUAAUGGUGUGCAGAUCAAUGAUUCAUCAGUUAUUACCAGUGUUCUAAGGUCAUAUCUACUGGGAGAACAAAGUCUAGAGACUCUUCUUACCUACUACCCAGAAAUGAAGUCCACUAAUGAUGAUGGCAAGGAGGUUAUUGAGUAUGCUAACAGACAUGCUGUAAUGCAUGUGACUGGAGUAGAUAAGAACAAACAAAAGGAGCUGAUGGAAGAACGUCAAUGGAGGAAGUGGGUUGAUAACACAUUUGUACAUACACUGUCACCUAAUAUUUAUCGAACAGCUGCUGAAGCUAAUCAAGCAUUUGAAUACUUCUCUACUGUUGGUAACUUUAGCACUGUAGAGAGAUAUGCCGUAAGAUACUGUGGUUCAGUCGUCAUGUAUGUCUUGGGGAAGCAUCUGAAACAAAAGUACAGACUAAAGGAUGAUGUAAGGCAGUCUCUUUAUGAAGAAGCUGAAAAAUGGAUGAAGGCUGUUGGAAAAAGGAAAUUCCUGGGUGGCUCAUCGCCUAACUUAGCUGACUUGGCAAUGUAUGGUGUUCUAAGUGGUCUGGAAGACCUGGACAUGUUUAAAGAUUUAAUGGCAAACACUUCAAUUAAACCGUGGUAUUACAGGGUUAAAAAAGCGAUCACAAAUCAUGAAGGAUCUCAAACCAUUGACGAGAAUGCUUUAAAAGGGUGAAGUGUAUUUGAAAACAAUAUUUUAUAAUAAAUUUUCGCACAUAAUUUGGCCAGAACUUGCUGGAUAAUUAAAAAACUAUUGUAAUGGCACCCAUUACUUUUUGCUUUUCAGAGGGGAAGGGUGACACUGUAGUGGGGUAGACAAUACUUUCAGAUAAGACCACGCUAUAUUUUUACAAAAGGUUCUAUAAACAGGGCCAUUUAGACAGUAUUUAAACAUGUCCGUCACACUGCAUUCAACUUUCAUUACUUGAACCAAUCAAAAAAAAAGAUGGCACUUAUUAUGUAAAACAGUUCCAACCACAAACAAUCUCUUGUCUGAUCUAAGUCAGGGCAGUACAACCCUGAAAUAACCUGUACUUGUUUGGGGACUUUGAAUACGACAAGUGAAUCAGAAGAAGACUUAAACACUGCGUAAAAACGUUUGUAAUUUUACUAUUAUAAUUCUUUCAUCACAGUAACUAAGGACUAACAAAACGUCAGUACAUGUUCCAAGGUUUUUUUAUCAGCUGUGUUUAAGUUUUCUUUUUCUUCGCCUGAAAUAACCUCUGGACUGAUGUAAGUCAGGGUAUUGCUCAGUGGAAUAGCGAGAAUACCAAAGCUUGAAGUGUGAGUACAGGCAAGUUGGUGAGACCAUUUCCCCAUUUCUACAGGUAGCCCAACAAAAUAAGAAAAUUUAAGAUUUUUAGCUAAACUGACAACCCCACACUAUGCCUCUGGUAUGGCUAACUCCUACAUCGAUUAGAAUUUAGCUUACCCGUUGGGUCUUAAAGUGCACAUGAACCCUUCCACAAUACUUUCAGUACUGAUUCUACAUGAAGUAAAUAGUCGAAUGGUAAAAUAUUUAUUGAUUUGAGUGAUGCGUCUCUAGUUAUGAAGGUUUAUACUUCUAAUGUUCUACUAGUGUGACGUCUAUCAAGGCUUAAUUAAAUAUGCAAAAUUUAACUGGUCCAUAGAUACAGUAUUUAAAAAGCAUCAUUAUUUUACUCAUGGCUUACAUGAAAGCUCUUUUUAAAUUUGUAUUUUCAAAAUGGCCAGCAUUUAGAAUUAUUAGUUGUCACCUUCAUUAACAUGUAUGGAUAACUGCUCUUCACAUAGCUCACUGAACUUGCUUGUUUGCAUGCUUGCUUGCUUGUUUAUAUUGCUUGCAUAUUAUUUAAGGGCUUUAAAACUACAACGUUUGAAUAUUUUGGAAUUGCAGAACUCGUUAAUAUAUGACAGUUGAUACAAGAAAACUAUUCUUAAAAGCAUUUUUCAUAACUGCUUAACGACAACGUAGUCCCUAUAAUCACAACACUCCAAAAAAUCCUUAUUUCGCGACGGUAAUCAUGGACGUAUUACCAUUUCUAAAGAUUCUAAAGUAUUGUUAAUUAGUAGCCUGCGUGCAGCCGGACUUUUCUCUCGUAUAGUCUCGGACUUAACAGUUAGUUCGUUCGGCUGCACGCAGGCUGGCAGGGGCGUACCCAGGUUUUUUCAGAGGACGGCCAUAUUCCGGCCCCCAUCUUGUUUCACCCCCGAAACGUGUAUACGCUUUAUUUUUACGAAAAGAAAAGAACCGCCAUUACGUUUUACUUUUAGAUUCAAAAACAAAUUUGAAAUACCGUAUGCAUGGUAAAAGGUGGCCAUUUUGUUGCCACGAAGGGGAGGCCCUGGCCCCAUUGCCUCUCCCCUGUCUUCGCCCUGGUUAAUACCUUGGCAAUUAUUAUCAAUAACCUCAAUGGACUAAGACUUAGAUCACAAAUAAUGUGUGUGGCAAACAACACAGACGAUAUAUUUAGUGGUUGUUAGAGCUAAUGAUUAAAGUGAGAGCACUCGAACGUUAUCAAAAUAUAUUUUAUUUUCAAGCAAUUGGCUCAAUAGAUGAUUUACAUUAUACAUUUUUUAAAUAGUGGCAAACAACUGAAAGUGUUUAUGAUUCGAGUGUCCUUACUGUAAUUAAUCAAUUUGAAGGAGAUAUGAGCAUAAAUUGUAAUUUAUUAUAAAUUGAUAUUGCUGUAAAUAUAAAACUGAUUUUGAAUGUCAAAUAUAGGGUCUGCUGGGAUUCAUAUAUUGUCUUUGACAUUCAAGAGAGGAGCCUGGUGGGAAACAAAACAUUGUUGCACRUCAA